AUGAGGAAAACACGUAGUAGGCCUUAUGCUAAUUUAACAGAAGUUGAUAUCAGACAUGAAGAGUCUACGACAACUACAGAUAAUAAAAAGAGCUAUGAAUCAAAUGAAGACAAUGCCAGUGAUUUUAUUGAAGAUUUGUUUGAUUUAUUGCCUGAAGCGGCAGAAGAACAACAGCUACAGAAUGUCGACGUGCUGUUUGACAUAGCUCCAGAUUUGGUAGAAAAUGUUGCCAUUGUAGUUGAACAAGUCAACCCAAUAGAAGUAGCGCCAACAGAGGAACACCAGCAGAUGGAGACAGCAGAGUCGAACUUAGAACAUAAUAAUACAGCUGCUUUGCUCGAGGAAACAGAUGAAGCUCCUAAAGGGUUCACCAAAAAUGGGAACCCGAGGAAAAGAGCUGCGCCGAGGUGUAAAGAAGACAUUAAAUCAAAAACGUGA
Messenger RNA from Homalodisca vitripennis (glassy-winged sharpshooter), 438 nucleotides. RefSeq lists its product as uncharacterized. NCBI's taxonomy places the organism in Eukaryota, Metazoa, Arthropoda, Insecta, Hemiptera, Cicadellidae. The record is from RefSeq and is a predicted model, not a curated record. The transcript has 2 exons. The coding region runs from base 1 to 438 and encodes 145 amino acids.